AAAUCUAAUUUUACAAAAUAAAUGAUUAUUAUAAUUUAUUAACGUUAACUUUUUAAAAUACAUGGUGCUUUUUCCCUGCCAUCUUUACACAAAAAUAUGCGAUCAAUGUAAUAAAUGUCAUGAUGAAGAAAUCUUCAGCUGAGUUAAAUUAGUAAAUUCAAUUUCUACAAGAAGUCAGCAGAUGUUAACGAUUCUUUAAAUGAAAUGUCAUUACAUCAUUGUUUGUGUUUAGGUUAGUUCAUUUUUAAUAAAACAUAUCUGGGGUAUUAAAUUAUGUAUUAUAGUAGAAAGUGUAGAUUAUAAUUUUGAUAGGUAGAAGGUACUCUAGUCACACUUUUGAUAUCAGCCUAUAACAACCUGUUCCUUUCUGUGAUAAAUUAAGUAUUAAGUGUACCGUCAUUUUAAGUGAAAAAUCAACCAGUGUUUCCGUGAAGGUUAAAACAGGUAAAACAUAACAUAUGUAUACAUUCAUCAGUCUGUGAAGGUAGUGAUAGAUUCGCGUUGGCAAUAUGUUUAGGGAACCAUAAAAAAUUAUCGUAAGCGAGAUAUAGUACAGAAAAUCGAAAAUUUCUAAAAUGGAGAGUACUACUGGUGUCGACAGUACCCCGCAGUGGAAAAAAGAUUUAAUUGCCAGACUGAGAACUCAAAAUAAAACAUCGUUUGGCAACGGCAGCAAAGAUCAUCACUCUACCCCCCAUCACUCUUCGGCUCAUCGAACGGUACAUCAACCUAUCCUAACCUCCAAGAGUGAAUCAGUAGCGUCUGAUAUUUCGCCGCGGUCGAGUGGUACUGAUGCAUCGGAACAACCGUGUAAUGUGAGUCCGAAAAUGGUUCAAGAACGAGUUUGGGUCGACAACAAGCCCGACCAUUUCGCCGAAAUGGUUGCUAAUAAUGGGUAUCACAAGGAGAGCGACUCUGAUUCGUCGGAAGAGUUGCAUUACGGCCCCGGUAUAGUGAAAAAACUUAAAAAUAAAUACCUUAGUUUAGCCCUUCGGGAAAGCAACCAUCGCCCUUCAAUCUUGAGAAAAGCCACAUCUUUAGAAAACCUCCUGGAUGAUGAUGAACCGGAAACCAAACAUUCCUCAGAUAAGUAUGAAUCACGAUUUAAUGGUGUUAGUGCCACUAGAAAUGUACCCAAUCGUUAUAGAAAUUCCAACCGGCACCAUGAGAUGAAAAGGGCCAGGUCUGUAGAAACUAUUUCACGUUUAGACAGUCAAACUAACAAUGUGGUUUCAAAUCGACAAUCUUUACAUGAAGAAACGCUUAUCGCGGUUCAAAAGGAAGGAAGUGACUAUCCUUACAGGAAAAUACCAGAUAAUACUGAUAUCAAAUCAGAAAAUAAAUUCAGUCAGAGAAUAAACAGACCUAAAAGAUUGCAACCUAUAAUGAGUGAAAAGGAAAAACCUCCGGUAGAUUUUGUGAAACAAGCAAAAAUGAUUUUUGAAAGAAGACCUGAACAACGUACUAGAGCGCCUCCGCAAACUGGUGAUGUAGCUGCUAAAGUUGAUAGUUUUAAUAAUAUAAUUGUGAAAGCAAAAGUAGAAGCAAAAGCAACAAGAAAACCUCAAGUGAAGGCUCCCAAGCCAGCACCUAAUGAAAAAAAAGUGAUUGCACCACGUUCUCCAACAAAAACUGUGACUAAAUCGGAAGAAAAACAGCAGUUGAAGCAUUUAGAGCUCAACAAAGUGCCCAAAACUGAUGUAUCAUUGCUCAGUCCAAUUCCAGAUAUAUCAAGAAUAAUUCCUGCUGAAACAGUACAAGGUAAACCAUCUUCAAAUUUAUCAGAAACUCCAGACCUAAUACUUACCUCUAGUCCGUUAUCUUCAAUACCUCCACCAUUAUUUAAAAAACCUGAAAAAUUAAACAAUGAAGAACAUCACAGUCCUAAGAGGGUUACAAGUCCAUUAGUAAGUCCCAGCAGAGUAAAACCAGCCAGUCCUUUAAUUAGUCCAAGUUACAGCUGGUCACCAAGCUCAAACAUGAGUCCUACACAAUUUAGACCUACUACAUUAACUUAUGAUGAUGAUUCCGAUUCACCUGGCUACAAAAAAGUAUCUCCUACAAGUAUUAAUAAUAUUUCUAAAGAUAGUGGUACAUCUGUUUACAAUUUUGUUCAUAAAGAAGUAACUCAAAAUCACCUUCCCCUCAACAAAAAUGUUUCUGAAACAAAAGUUCCACCUUCGGAGCCUCUCAGGAUUGAAGUGAAUGGUCACACAGACUCAAAAAUUGACACAGGAGCUAAACUUUUACAAACUCAGAGACCACGUUCUCCACCAAAGUUUACCCCUCCGCCCCCGCCAGUCAAUGUUGUCCCUGAGAAGAAAAUUGAGAAAAGUUUAACUGUAACCGAAAUUGAGAAAAAUUCGAUCAAUACUGCAAAGAACAAGUCUAGUGGUAGUGAUAAAGGGAGUGUUGAAGUUGUAAAUAAAAACGUAGUGCCAAAAAAACUGAGAGCCAAAGAACCAGUCUCAAAUACUGCCAUUUUUGAUUUCACAAAAAAGAACCGGGAUGUACCAGACUACAUAUCUAAUGAUAAAUCAAGGACUCCCAGCAGACCAGAAUUGCCCAAGCCUGGCGAAGGAGGUAUUAUAUUAAUACCCGGCGCCACUAUAUUGGAAUCCUUCACUGACGAAGACGAAGAAAUUCUUCGAUCCUUAGAAGGUCCACCGAGCCCCUGUGAUGUUACUUUUAUUAACGAUAAUAUCCUCAUUGAUGGAAAAUCUAGUCUUAGUCAGAAAACGAAAAAGGCGAAGUUAAAGUUAUCCUUUGUCGAGGAUGGACCUGAAGUUUACGAGUAUCCUUCCGAAACGUCGAUGAUGUUAGAUGACUCUCCAGUACUAUCUCCAGUACAACUCGGUCACACCGUUCCUAACCUUAGUGGAUCAUCGCUUGCCAAUUACACACCGAAAAGUACCGAAUCUUUCCAGCCUGGAAUAACGAGAAGCGUCCCGCAGAUGGCGCCCCCUUCUUCGAACAAAGUUGAAUCGACUGAAAUGGAGCAAAAUUUUGAACUGGACGAAAUCGAUAAGCCAUUCAGCUCCGGACAUACUGCGGAUAUACUAUUUUAACUUUAAUUUUAAAAUUAUACAGUGUUUGUUGUGAAGCCAAGAAAGACCACAUCAUUUUGAGAGCUAUUUUGAAUGUAAAGAGUGCUUUAAAAGCUUUAAUAUGUAAUAUUUCAAAUUUACUCAGUCAGUUCGCAUGUUGAUCAAUCAGUUUUAGGGAUUACCAAUUUUAUACAACUGCAAGAUGAUGUGGUCUUAAUAAUAAGCCACCUGAGAUUAAAGAAAUCAAUUGGAAAAGAGAUAAUUUUAAUACGUGCUUUUAAAUUGCUAUUUUACUCAUACAAAAAUGUUAUCAAAAAUGGAAUAAUUGUUUAUAAAAACAACUUUUGGUGUGUUGUGCCUUAGUUGAAAUGAAAUCUUACUAAAAGUUUAACUACAUACUGAUGGUCCGAUAAGUAAACCCCUUUGAAAUGAAAAACAUGUUUUUCCUGAAAAUUCUUUUAUUUUAUUCGAUAUCCUUUUAGCUCAAUAUAAGGAUUCCAAGGAUUUUCCAACUUUUUUAUGCCGUGCGAAUAAUACGAUUCUGGAAGCUCUGCGAAAUAGCUGUUUGUUUCUUCAAUUAUCUCUUCGUUCGAGCUGAAUUUUUUAUUUACGAGUCGUUUCUUCAGAUUUGGCAAAACAUAGUAUCAGAAGGGGCAAAAUCAGGUGAAUAAGCUAGAUGAGAAAGCAAUUCGAAGCCCAACUUAUGAAUUUUUCUAUUGUCGUAACACUUUGUAUAACAACACUUUUUUCUUCUUCAUAUGGGGCCGUUUGUCACUGAGUUCCUGCUUCAGUUUGUCCAAUAAUGCACAAUAAUAUUGGCUAUUGACCUUUUUCAAUACAGUCAAUUAAAAUUAGGCCUUGUACUGCAUUGAGUAGGCAACAUAAAAUCAGUGUUUCCGUACUUGUAACUAGUAACGUUUUAAAAAUAUCUUACACGUCCCUACUAGUCGUAGCGGUAUGACUUUCGAAAACAUCGAAUUUGAUCAUAAGCGGGUGCAUUAAAAGAUAUCUUACACUGAGUAUUUUAUUUCUGCACAUAAUACCUACAUAUUUAAAAUAAUCUCUCCCCUACUGCUCGGCCAUAACUCAUAUUCCUCAAUUUACUGCUCGGAUUACAAUCAUUUACAAUUACUGCAGGAUCGCAAUCAUUUACAAUUACUGCAGGUCAUAAUUCACAAUCCCUCCGCUACUGAUCGGUCAUAAAAAAAUAACACUAUCUGCAUAUUUCGUUUUUAAUUUUUAAACUUAAACAAAAAUUAUGUAAUAAACAAAAAUGUAAUAUGACAAGUUGAAUUUGAGGGUAUUGUCCUUUUCAUGAUCAUUUUUCAGUGCGUAACAAAUGAUAGGAAAAAAGGUAGGUCCGUGAUAAUACACAUUUAUGACAUUUAUUCUAACAUGACAUUUUAGAUAAAUCUGACAGUUGUCACAUUUUAUUUUCAAUUUGGAAUAAAACCAAAUCAAAUGUGUUUCUUGCAUUUAUAAAAUGGUAUUGUCUUUGAUUUGUAUAGUCUUAUAAAUUAUACAGAUUAUAUUUGUAAUAUUAUUAUCUAAUUAAAAAAAAAUAUUUUUUUAUUAUGGCGCCAUCUAUCGACAACUAGAAUAAUCACCGAACUAGAAUAAUUACUAAAGUAAUACUCGACGUGCCUUUUUUUCUGUCAUAUACAAUAUAAUGCGUUAGAAAGAAAUCGAAAAACUGUGACGCACUGAAAGAUGAUCAUGAGAAAAAGAGUAAUACGAUAUUUUUAACGAUCACGAUUUUAAGUCAGAUGAAUCAUUUUUCACCUUAUUUUUCUAAUAAUUUGAUUUUGUAAAAGCAUAACUUUGAUUAUUAAUUUCGUAUCGCCGCUUAUUUAGUCUACCAAAAGUUAUCAGAAUUUAACGACAAAUACAACGCAGUUUUCACUCGGGGUGUUGACUAUGCUAAUAUUUUUAUUUAGCAUAAUAAAUUGUACUUAGCUACAAUACCAUCCAUAUUCAUUUCAGAUACUUCCAUCUCGCAAACAAAAACACAUAAAAAUAAACAUCUGGCGGUGAGUCACGCCUCCCAAGAAAAUGUACGCCGAUGACAAACGUUCCCAAGCGAGACCUGCGAACUCAUGAACCACAAACCAUACAUACUCAUAGACGUUUCACGACCAUGUUAAUCUUUCGGAUCGAAUUAACGCCAUCUCUUGAUUGGAAUGGGAACUAAAUUGACAAAUUUCAGUUACGUGAGAAUUUCCAAUUAUAAAUUUUGCGGGAUUUUUGAUGAAAUUUCGCAGGAAAUUAAAACAACAGAAAGACAAUUCAAUGUUUUAUUCCAUAUUUUACUGAAAACUUCAAAUAUUCCAAUUUUUUUUCAAAAUGCUAAACACUGCUGCCAUGUGUCACGUGAAAGCACUGAUGUGUAAUAUCGAGUUGAAUGAAAAUUUUUGAAAGAAUCUUGUAGGGUGAUUGUUUAGAGUUUGGAUAAAUAUUACCUUAUAAUCUUUUACAAACUUCCAAAAAUAUAUAGGUCCGAAAUGUUGAUGACACACUUGUCUAUUGGAAUACACUGUUUCAGGAUCUAUUAUAUUGUUUUUUUUUAGUGUGGAGAAACACAACACGGGAUGAUCAAUGUAAACUAAAAAUUCUACUCAUAAAAACGGAGAGGAGGUUAAUACAAUUGAUUAAAAUUGUGAUUAAAUCUAAUUAAAAACGUAACACCACUAUAAUAAAAUCAUUAAGCCACAAACUGUAAAAUAAAAAGUAAAUAACAAAUUAAUUUAAUUGUCAACUGUCAGUUGUUAAAUAUGACAAGAGAAUUAACUGACAGCGACAUCUCUGGAUUGGAAUGGUAACUAAUUUGCUGUCUUGACCUUGACAAUUUACGUGAAACGUCUAUGAGUAUGUAUGGUUUGUGUCAUGAACUGAUAGUAGGAUGCGCAAUACUGUCUACGCAGUUCGCCGACGCAGGUUGUGUCUCGCUUAGGUUCAAUUUGCGCCGGGCCUAAGGCCUGGAAUAGAGUUUCUAUAGUCUAGCCUAGCCGCUUAAAAGAUGUAAUGAUCCCGUGAACGGCACGCCCUCUUAAACGUUCCUCGCCCGAUGUCACCACUUUUCCCACGUUUACACCGCUCAACAAAUCCGAAUUUUAAGCACUGCUUAACAAAAUUCACCAGCGCAAGUGCAAGGCACAAAUAAUGACGAUGUAAAUAGUUCUUAGAUCUUAGAAGGUCUGGGGCUUCGAAGAUCUGUCAAUGCUUGCAUUGAGAGAUCACGCCACCUUUGAUUCCAUCUUUUAAACGGCUCUAGUAUAGAAGUAAUGUUUUUUGUAAGAUCGCAGUCCCAAUAGGCAAAGGAGAUUACAUAUCAGACCAUCAGAUAUAUUAUCUUUAUUCCAUCUUUGUAGACACAAUUUAAUAUUUAUGAGUUCAGCUCUUUAACUCCGAAAGACAACGUAGUUACUUCUAUUUUAGUUAAUAAUUUUUAGGAUUUUUUUAUUAAAUAUAAAAUUUUAUUGAAUACAUUUUUUUGAUUAUUGUCCGUACUUCUACUUUUUAUUAACUUUGUAUUGCAUUUAAAAUUAACAAUUCUUUUCAAACUGAUUAUUUUUAGCACAGUGGCUUUAACAAACUUGUCUAAUCUCUUUCGAGAACAACUCUUAAACAACAAAAGUAUUUGUACAUUGAAAUUCCAGAUGAGCAUUCCAGUAUUCGAAGCUAUCACAUCUUUUGGAGAUAUUUACACAUUUGUACAUUAUUUUUUCUACUUUUUACAUGUUUGCAAACCUUUUUUACUCCAAUAUAUUAUUACCAACGAUAACGAAGGUGGGUAGGAGUAAAUAAUGUUUGAUAUUGAUGGUAUGUUAAACGCAGAACUUUCUUCAUUUUACGACACCUGUUCAAAAUUUGCAGUAUUGUCAUUUAUUGCGAUAGGGCUGAAUAUCCUAGAAAGUUUGUACAUAGUUCUGGCAAGAGUGCAUGCCAGGUAAUGCUUUGAACACACUGUUGAUUUAUAGACCUUUCUUCAUUUUAUGUCACCUGUUCAAAAUUUGCGGUGUUGUCUGUUGUUGCGAUAGGGUUGAAUAUCCUAGAAAGUUUAUAUGUCUAGCAAGAGUCACGGCAGGUAAUGCUUUGUACACACUGUUGAUUUAUAAAUUAAUGGUCGAAUAUUUUAUCUGUAUUUUAACUAGUUUUAAUUGCCAUAUACUGACCACUGCCAUAUAUUAUUCAUGAAUUUGGGCCAUAUACACAUAAUAAUAAUCUAUUUUAGCUUAUUUUCUAGUUUUUUUUUAUAUUAAAUCGUUAUGAAGCUUUAGGGUAAGAACAGAACAAGUGGAUCGCGGUGGAGGUGGAGGUCGCGGUCGAUGUCGAUAUCCAUGUAAAACAAACACAUUGUAGUGAAUGGACGAGAACAGAGCAGGUAAGUCGCGGUGGAGGUUUAGCGCGAUGCCAUCCAGGAGGUUUACAUCGAUGCUUUUGAAAAUAAAAUGAGUUUGUUUUACAUGAAUGUCUACUACUCGGCCUACAAGGAUGCUUCCCUGUGACUGGUCCGUUCGAAGCCAAGUUGUCAUUACCUGCGCUAUCUGAGUUGAUACUUUUUAUAUAAUCCCUUUUUUGUAUUCAGUUUAUUUUUGAAUUUUUAAAGUAAUUAAAUACAGUAUAUUUUUUUAAAUAUUAAGGAGGAUCUGAUUAUUUACAGCUGACAUUUCAUCACUAUCAUCACUUCAAUGACACAACAUCGCAAAAGCACAGUCUUUUUGUCAUUCAAAUUUCAUUAAACUACUUCACUUGAUAGUGGUUCUAGCUCGACUGACAGCGCAGGUGACCUCCUUGCUAUGUGCUGUCGACAUCGACCGCGACUUAACUAGUAGCAUCCACCGCGACCUACACCUCCACCUCCACCUCGACCCACUUGUUUUGUUCUGACCCUAAGUUAUCUAUCUGGAUCUUAAUUAUAAAUAAAACGCAAAGUCUUUUAUCUCAGUUAUAUCCAGUUUUAUAUGAGCCCUAAUGUAACUCUUUAAACACAUAUAAUACAUUAUUGUUAUAUUAAAUUUACAAUCAAGAUGCAGUAGAAAUAAACAAACCAAGACAAGUUAAAUGCUACUAAUAGCACUCCCGAAUCAUAAUUUACAAUGUAUGUAAGAUUCUUUAAAGACAAUCGUAAUAAAAGUCCGUGUGAUGUUUAACAGUUUUAAUUAAUCAAAUAGAUAACUUAAUUAUUGAUACUAUUAAAUUGACGAAAUGUAAAAGUGUUUGUGUAAUUGCGACUAAAUGUUCUUGUUCUUACAAAAAGAAAUGUAUUUGCGUCUUGUAUGUCUUUUUACGUCUUAUCCCCUAGAACACGACUGUCGCUGUUCUCAUCUUAAAAUCGACUGACUAUACCACCCCCACGCUAAAACAAAUUCUCUUAAAUACAUCUAAUCUCAUUUUUCCGUUUUCCCAUGAGAACCAAACUAUUAAAAUUAGUUCAAAGUUGCGAAUGUUAUCCUUACUUAAUUAGGCCUUAAAGAUUCAACGUUAGCAGUAUUUCGGUCCGGCUACCGUAGUAAUCCCAAUUCGUUCCACCCAUCUGUGCCAACGUAGGUCCAUAUGUGUGAGACUCUUAUCCCGUUCUCGUACUAAUAAUUAAGAAAAAUGAUAUACAGGGGAAUUUAAAAUAUAAGGUAAACUAUUUACAAUUCUACAUGUAUAUACAUUGUAAAUCCCAAAUCAUUAUUUCCAAACUUUACACAUUGUAAAUUAUGAUUCGGUAGUGCUCCUAGUAGCAUAUAACGUGUCUUGGUUUAUUUAUUUCUACUGCAUCUUUUGAUUUAAAUUUAGUAUAGAUAUGUACUACUUCUUGGUUUACUCUCGUAUUUCUUAACAUCGUUCAUAUACUUUUUCAUAUAAAUCUCUCCACUUUCUUUUUUAACAUCUAACAUUCUUUUUUUACGUUUGUGUCCUAUGGUCAUGUGCAUGGUGGUCAGAAAAAUUAGUAAAAACGACAGUGUAUGGUUUCAAAGAACUUUUAUUUUUCAACAUAAUCUCUUAUAUCGAGACCUUUCAUUCUGAGUGUUUCAAUGUCGUUGUGCCUUUGUGUAACAUUGCUCCGAAAGUGCAGCAAAGUACUCACCUACAACAGCAAUGACUUCUUGAGUGGAGAAGCGCUAACCAGCGAGGUAGAUUUUCAAUUUUAAGAAUAGGUCAAAGUCCGAGGGUGCCAAAUCUGUGAUGUAGGGUGGAUGUUUCAGAACUUCACAUUGCAGUUCCUUCAAUUUCCCUAACGCCAAAAUACUUUCGUAAGAAGGUGCGUUAUGCUGAUAAAAAAUAUUUUUUUUAGGUCUGUUUUCACAAAUACUUGCGUCCAGUUUCAUUAGACGUUUAGAAUAGUAUUUACUAGUUAUUUUUUUACCUUUUUCAAAUUGUUCAUUCAACAAAAUUUUCUUCCACCUCUAGAAACACUGACGCUAUGACUUCUCUCGUUGAUGGCACUUAGAUGGUUGUCUUUGGUGAUGAAGAACUGGUUUUUAUUAUUAGAGUACAUAUUAGCAAAUUCGCGUAGUUUAUAUGCCGACCUUCCAAAAUCAUGUCAUGUACAUUAAUGUGGAUGGUUUCCGGUAUGACUUCUUUUACAAAGACUAUUAUCAGUGCACGAUAAUUUGAUUUUUUCCAUUUUUAACCUCCCAUAAACGAUUGUUUACUCUCAACUGCUGCAUGUGUGUUAUUUUAAUAAGCUGAUAUUAUUUUCCAAUAAUUAUUAUAAAAAUGAGCUUUUCAAUUUUCUUUUAAAAUAAUUUUACCCACACCAACGUUCUUUUUUCUGUAACUUAACGAACUGUUAGUCCGAUUGUUUUAUUGUUUAAUUCUCAUUUAACAUACUUGGAACUAUUUAUGAAUACUUCCUGACAAAAUGUAAGAAUAUGUUAAGUCAUAUUCAAGAAAAUGAUCGGCCAGUCGUCGUUUUAUUCAAAAUCAACAGGUAACUGUGUCUUUGAAAACUGCUCUUUUUUGAGGUAAAUUUGUUAAUUAUUUUAUAGCAUAUUCGUUGAUUUUGAAAUGUAUAACGAAAAAAGUUCUGCGUUUACUCUAAUGUAUUUAUUAAGGGAAUCAAAUUUAAUGAAAAAAAAGGUAGAAUGGUUAUAUAAUAUAAAUAUUAUUUUUCGUAUUAAGAGUAGGUUGAAAUAUUUGCCAAUUUUGGGAACCUAAAUAUUUUGUCUCGUUUGUUGUCUUCGUAGUAAAAAUAUUUGUUUAUGUAUGUAUCGUUUAAAAAAUAUGUAUGUGUGAAAAAUGUUUUCCCAAUUUUUAUUUAUUUUUUAAUGAAAUAUUAAAAGUAUAAAUGCUGUUUUGAUCAAUAAAAUAUUGCCGGAUUAGCUAAUUUUACCAGCUAGAAGCUAAACAUUUCAUCAUUGUAUCUACAGUACACCUUAAAAGGCUUUCCAUCCAGCUGUUUUUAAUCCAUAAAACUUAAUUUAAUAAAUCAAACCUGUCUAUAGUUCUUUGAUGUUUUACAUCGUCAAAGAUGGCGAACUGGUGGGACUUUGUAAUAUAAUUUUGUUUCGGUCGGACCAAUUCAAAAUAGCGGCCGUUCAAUGGCAACAGUGUAAAAAGAAAGUAUGGACUACCCCUAAUAUAUAUAACUGGAGGCUAUAAUUGGUAUCCUCCAGUUUUUAUGAACACGCUCAAAAAGAACAAUUUAUUUUUUAAGUUUCUCAUACUGUUUCAAGAUUUUUCCUACAAGUCAAUAUAUGACGUGACACAUCAUUAUUUGUCACCAUUUAUAACGUCAUCAUUUUACAAGCCCUUGUCACUCAACAUUCAGAUUUUUGUGAUGUUCUGUCAGGGCGUUUUAAAAUGGCGACCGUUGAGUUGUGAAAAUUAUCUGAAAUUUACUUCAUUUAAGACUUAACUCUUUCUUCUUUCUAGGAAUAUGCUUAUGGCAUACGUUUUCAAAUUAUGUAUCCUAUUCCAUACAUUGUUAUUUAAGAGUACACGUGAUAUUUUUGAUGUAAUCUACAUUAACCAAAAGUGAAUUAAUAAACUUAAAUAUAAAACCCAUAACUAAAUUAAAAUUCAUGGUGACGUUUCAAUUAUUACUUUAAUCAUCGUCAGAAUAAUUAGUUUCUUGAGCGGAUGCUUUAAAGAUACUUUAAAAAAAAUUUUAAAGCAUCCGCUCAAGAAACUAAUUAUUCUGACGAUGAUUAAAGUAAUAAUUGAAACGUCACCAUGAAUUUUUAAAAAGUGAAUUAUAAUAAAUCGUAAGAAAUUGGAAAAACAGUGUAGAAAGAAAGUAUGGACUAACCCUAAAUAAUUGGUAAUAUCAAGUUUUUAUGAACACGAUCGAAAAGAAUAAUUUAUUUUUCUAAGUUGUCUCAUACUGUGAUAGGAUUCAUUUAUUUAUUGACGUCUGUCAAAGAUAUGACGUCAUUAAAAUUUUUCAAAUUUGGUGACAAAUGACGUGACACAUCAUUUGUCACCAUUUGUGACGUCAUCAUUUUGCAAGCUCUUGUCACUCAGUAUUCAGAAUUUUGUGAGAUUCUAUCAAGGCGUUUCAAAAUUAAAACCGUUGAGUUGUGAAAAUUAUCUUAAAUUUACUUCAUUUAAAGACUAACUCUUUCUUCUUUCUAGGAACAUGCUGCUGUGCUGCUGAAUGGCAUAAGUUUUCAAAUUAUGUAUCCUAUCCUAUGCCAUACAUUGUUAUUUUUAAGAGUACACAUGAUAUUUUUGAUAUAAUCUAAUUAAACCAAAAAUGAGUUAUAAGUAAACGUAGGAAAUUGGAAAAAUGAAUUGACCACUCGAGCAUUUUUCAUGAAAGUUAUUAGCAGAAAAACAACAAGGUUUUAGGUCAGGAAGAUUAUGCACCCACGCUAUAUUUAUAAUGAGACAAGUUCAAGAGAAUUAAACACUAUCAAAUUAUCAGGGGUAGUCCAUAUUUUUUUCGACACUGCCACCAUUGAGAAAUAAGUGCACUGACCAUUGUGAGUUACAGAAUAGCUCUAAUUAAGUCACAAAUGAAGUGAUUAUUUGUCAUAUAUGAGCCCACUUACAACAGGUUUACAACACUAUGCGAUGUUGCAUUAUCUUUAUGAGAAGAAAGUAGUCUCAAACAAAUAGUACAAAAUAUAUCACGUGUUUUUCGAGGUAAUCUCUUGUGUAUCUGUCAGCAGAAUGUCUCUUCCAAACCUUAGUGUAUUAUGAGCUUUCAAUAAAAUUUUCUCCCAUAAAGUGUACCCUUACCACAAAAUGACUAAUAGAAAUGCAGUUCUGGUUAUAUCGCUUUCAAGAACGUUUAGACUUAUAUUUACGACAAAUGUAUGAAUAGAUAUGUAUCUCAAAACAGGCUCAUCAGUAAAGAGAUAGAUAGAUAGAUAGAUUUAAAGAGGUGGCCUUUUGGCUUAUUCCACUGCGACCUUUUCAGAUCUAUUGUAGUCUUCUAGUCCUAGAUUACAUUCUCUAGCCUGACCCUUUUUAAAAGGUCUUAUAGCCUAGAGACUGAACCUUCCAUGUAGAUAUUUACCGGUGGAUUUUCUUCUCCUAAUGCGAAGAAUCGCACAUUUACUAGACUGUCACACUGACAUAGAAUGUGCUCUGUUGUUUCUUCUUCCAGGUGACAGGAUCUGCACAGGUUAUCAUCUGACAAUCCCAUCAUCUUCAAGUGCCUAUUAACCCAUUUGAUCCCACGACAUUUUUUUUGGAUAAUAUAACAUUUUUUUGAAUCCCCUUGUUGAACCUGGGUUAAAAAGCAAAAAUUUAUUGUUAUUUGACAUAAAAAAUUGAAUUUUUGGCAAAAAUUAGGUGUACGCAUACGAGUACAAUGGGCUGAUCGGGAGUCAAAAUAUAAAACAUUGUGUUAACAUGAAAAUGCUUUAUUUUCUUACAACAUAGGUAGGUAUUACAUACUUGGGUAUAUCCUGUAUUAUAAUCUAACUAGCAUGAAAUUGUACAAAACAAUCAUGUUUCAAACAAAAAGUAACUUCACACUUUAUAAAAGUCCAACAUACUGUUUGGUGGCAUAAGCGACAUCAAAGUUGUUUGUCUAUUUUCUUUGGAAAAUGACCACUUUCAUCCAUUUUUAGACUAAUUGGUACAAAUCCUGCUAGUCGUUUUUUAGAAUAAGUAGAUUUUUUAAUGUAGAUAUUUUUUAAUUUCUUGGAAAAGGUUCCUUGAAAUUGCAUUAGUCACCAAUAAUUGCGCUCUCGUGCAUAUAUGGUAUCCAAUAAAAAGUAAAAUAGCCUGAAAUAUCUUUAGCUCUUCCUGCGUUACAUGAAGUGAUGAUUAUUAUUUUGAGGGACAUAUACUUGUAUGUUCUGUAAUAAACAAGCACCACACUCUCGCGAAGUUACUUUGGGAAAGUUGACCGAAGGCCGAAGUAUCCGUUACUACACACACGUUCAACUUUUCGAGGAACACAUGCAAGCGGGGCUAUACCGACUUCGUUUCUUUGACUUGGUCACAAAAACCGCCAUAGAAUGGAAGUACACUCUCGUACUCGCCGAACUUCGAUCGACUUCGCGAGUAGUAUAGUGAGCGUUAUAUAAGUAUUCAAUAAUUUCAUUGUCGAAAAAUUUAGCGAACUGAUUCGAUACAAGAUUUACCUCGGAAUUACUCUUUCAUAUCAUCCAGACGACCUUUGUAACCUGUUGUAGAUGUCAUACCAAUAUAAGUAAUUUCUUCCGUCCGCUCAGAUUCUUUUGUUUUCUUUUGACCCUUCCGUAAAUUUUCUCUUCUAAUGGCAAGAGGAAGAUUGUCUUCUUCGUCGUUGUCAUAGUCAACACUCUUGUAAUGAACUUAUAUUUCUCCGGGAACAUCAUUCGGAAAGCUUUGGGUCUGAAGAUCAUCCUCAUCUUUGUCCUCAUUUUCAGUUCGAUUGUCAACCUUAGGAGGAAUAACUACCACCGAUACAUCUUAUGAGUGGAAAUCGCUAUGUCAUCAUGAAGCUAAAGCGAGUGUUUUAUAACGUUUUCCAUAAAAUCCAAUGGGACUCAUACGCGGCAAUUCUUGAAAAUCAAUUCCAAUAAAAAUAUUGAACAUGAAAAAAUAAAAAACCAAAUAAACAUAUUUGAUCUCAUACAAACCCACUGUACUCAAAUGAGUACAUGUCUAUUUUGUAAUAUAAAAACAACAAUAAUAAAAAAAUUCUUAUCCGUAUAAAUAAACACUACCAGUACUUACCCUUCCAACAAUAAAAGGUAAAAAUAUGAUAAAUAAUACCAAAAUCCAAAAUAGCAAACACUUCAAUGAUUCAACAGAAAUAUGGAGGUUAGCUUCUAAUUACUGCGUCACAGGUUAGAAAGGGGAGCGUCACCGAGGAUAUAAUUUGUGAAAAUCUAUUAGAACAGUGCCUAAUAGAAUAGGAUAUGUACAUGGAGUACCACUCUUUUGCAAGAUGUGUCACUACUAGGACAUUUUUGCUGCUGUACUCGGACGAGUACAGUGGGACCAAAUGGGUUAAGCUUUACAGUGCCUUGUUAGUAGACCUAGUAUGGUUUUCACUGUUUUCCUCUCUUUGCUUAUUAGGUCUGCGUAAAUUUUAGCAAUUGUUCUGUAAUGACUGUUUCGCCUGUCUUUGCCCUGGUGAAUUCCUCCACUAUUCCAAAAAUUUGUGAGCUAUCCACUUUCUUGUGGCCGUUCUUGUUACUGCCUUAGCAACGUCGCAGAAGGGUUCCGGUCCAACGACUGCCAUUGAUGAGCCUUGUUUAGUCAUUUUAUCUGCUUUUUCCAAUUUAAACAUGUUUGCGGGAUUUAAAAACAUGAUGAAAUCUGGAUCUGCAUAUUGUUGAUACCAAUUUUUUAUUUUCUGAUUAUGGAAACCAUGGUUUUGAGCUAGUUUUGAAAUUUUUUGUAAUAUAGUCCUUUAUUACUAGAUUUUAACGCCUCGUACCAUUCAUACUAUUAUUGUUUCGCAGUAUUAAUGUUCGAUCAUUAGGUGUGUUUUGUUAUUUGGUGGAUGGUUUACUUACUUUUACUUUACUCCUCUUGAUUCCAUUUGGAACAUAGGGCCUCUACAGUCCUCCUCCAUUCAUCUCUGUUUCUGGCCAGAGCUUUCACUUCUUUCCAUGUUAACCCAUUGUCUUCUAGCUCUCUGGUAAUAUUUCUUUUCCAGUAUGUCAUUGGUCUGCCUUGUUUUCUUUUUCCAAUUGGUUGGUAAUCCAGGGCUUGUUUGGUUAUAUCAUCUUCAUUUGUCCUUAAUGUGUGUCCAAUAAACUUCCAUUUGCGUCUAUUUAUCAUUUUGGCUAUCGGCUCUUGAUUAGUUUUUUUUUAAAGUUCCUUGUUACUUCUCCGAUUUGGGCAAUAUAUUUGCAAUAUUCGUCUAAGGCAUCUAUUUACACAUGUUUGAACCUUUUGUAUAAUCUUUUUCUCUAUUUUCCAAGUUUCUGCUGCAUAUAGCACAAUGCUCUUUACAUUUGUAUUAAAUAUCCUGAUUUUGGUUUUGGUUGUUAAUUUAUUGGACUCCCAUGUUUUCUUCAGCAUAUAUAACGCAUUUUGGGCUUUAGUUAUCCUUCCAUUAAUUUCCUCUUCUAUUCCACCGCUAGCGUCAAUCAUGCUUCCCAGGUAUCAAAACUUCUGUACAUUUUCUACUUCUUCUCCUUCAAUGAAUAUACCCAUUUCUCUUUCCGUAUUUAUCUUCAUAAGUUUGGUUUUUCUUGUGUUAAUCUCUAAUCCUAUUUUUCUUGCUUCUUUUGUCACCUUUUCUGUUUUUUUUUCUGCAUAUGUUGUCUUUUUCGGACACCAGACAUAUAUCAUCCGCAAAGUCUAGAUCUUCAAGCUGACCGAAAGCAUUCCAUCUAAUUCCUGUUUUAUUUUUCGUUGCCUUCUUCAUGACCCAGUCGAUUAAGAUCAAAAAUAUGGUUGGAGAUAGAAUACACCCCUGUCUGACUUCAUUGUCUAUGUUGAUUGGUUCUGUGAGUUUCCCAUUGUGCAUGAUUUGUGCGGUAUCGAUCGAUAUGAUAUGAACAGUAAUAGUGCGACAUUUAAAACUUUUUUGGAUUAGGUAAUAUUUUAUGUAUUUUUUUCAUGAUUUGUCUAAUAUAAUACCGAAAUAUUUGACUGCGAGAAUGAUACAAUGUGAAUAACCGCAAAACCCAUAGAGAAAAUAUUGGUACAUCAAAAUAUACAAUUAAGAUUGACAGCAUGUGUAGAUCAAAUUUAAGAAAGAAAUACAAAAGCUUGGACGCAUAGAUUCAUGAUACAGGAUAUAAGCAUGACCGUGGCUUUCAAAAAACACCACAAAACCAAGGGAAUAAUGCAGGUAUUGACAGGGUUUGAAUUCAUUGCAUAAUUUUACAUGUUCAUUAUUAUAAACAUCUGUAUAGUUGUUUCUUACAUCAAUAUAAUUUUCAUUGUAUAAUUUAAAAUGAAAUGAAUUAAAAAUUAAGCUAGUUUCCCUUUGCAGAUUGCCAGAUGUUGGGUUUCUGAUUGCAUGAGUUAACCUUAUUAACCAGAAUCCCAAUAAUGAAAUUAUUUUGUUUGUAUUACUUGGUUUCCCAGAUUCCUAUUUAUAUACAUUACUCCCUUCUUAAUUUUGAUUCCCUCCGUAGAUGUUAAGGAAUAUUGCGAACUGCUUUAAUAUUUUAAUAAGUACUUUUAUCUAGUAUAUAAGGUAUUAGAAAUUAAGUGAAUAAUUGUACUGAUCACUAAAUUUAUUCCUACUGUAUAUUUUUUGUUUUACCCUUAGUUUACAUGUUUAAGUUUUUUUAUUUAUAAUCUGUGAUUUUGAGAAUUUGUGAGGACCAACAAUGUUUUGUGUUUUCCACGUUGCUUCUGUUUAAUGUAGCUUUUUGCUUAUCUUUGAUUUAAUUAUACAAUAUAUACAAAGCAUGUACAUGUUUCAUUUUCCGAAAUUCCAGUACACUGUGAAAUUAAACCAUAGUGUUUAUGUGAUACAAAUUCCUACUGUAUAUUACCAGAGAACAGCAGUUCUCGCCAGUGGCGCACACCUACACCCCCUACACGCGACACUAUAUAUACACGAAAUUGAAAAUUGGGCCAACUCCCAUCUUAAAGUUCAGGAAAAGACUCACCCAUUCAUAUGGCAACCAUCCAUUUUGGUCCAAGGGUGUGGAUUUUACGGCCCUUCCUAUUUAGGCUCUGUUUUUCGUUUUCGUCCCCAAAACUACCAACAACUUCGAAAAUUUAACUCUGACCUUUGCGGCUUCUAAUAGAAGCUAUCAUUAUCUUUCCAACGCAUGUCUAAUUUUAAAAAUCAGUUAUACCGCUCAAAAGUUACCGAGCUCAGAAAUAUGAGUCAAUUUUUAUUUACAAAAGUGAAAAUGUAUGUGGAUAUGUAUGUAUGUAUUUUUACUACAAAAACGUUAUUACGUAGGUCAAAAUUUUUGACGUAAGAGAUCUGUCAAAACAUUAGAAUGUGACUUUUCAUUAUUGCUAUGUUUAUUAUAAACACGGCAAUAAUGAAAAGUCACAUUCUAAUGUUUUGACAGUUCUCUUACGUCAAAAAUUUUGACCUACGUAAUAACGUUUUUGUAGUAAAAAUUCUAUAUGUAUGUGUGUGGAAAAGUUAAACCGAUCUGAAUUUUUUUCUGUGUUUGAAGAGGGGGUGAGGGCCGAUUCAGAACCGGUGUAGUUUGUAAGUUUUGACUACCCAUAAGCCAGCUAUAGGACUUGGUAGGUACAAAACGGCCUAUUUUUUGGCGGUAUAUAUCUUCGGUUCAAGAAGAGACAGGAGAACAGUAAAUACACCAAAUCAAUAGCGUUGAGUUAAGCUUUCAAAUGGUGUCUAAGCUGUUAGGAUUAGACAUACACAAGGCUCAGUAUAGCCGAAAAACUGAAAAACUAAACUUUGAAAAUUUUGGUUUUUCGACAAUUACUCAAAAUUUCAACCUACGAAUUACGCCAAUAACUGAGCAUUUGUAGAUGGACUCUAGACGAAUCUAACGGUUAUACCUUAUAUCCGGGAAAAUUCGAAUUUUUAAGUUAUAGGCUUCAUAAGUAUGAUAAAAUCUAUUUCUUAUGGGACAAACGGUUUUUCAAGCUCAAUAAUUUAUGUAUAAUAGCUUUAGUUAUCAUACUUGACCGUAGAUGCAUAAGAUACUACUUGUCAAUACGUUUCAAACUCAUGUUUAGUGAACAAAGUCGGUUAAGCCGUUUAGAAGUUAUUAAGCUACAAAAGUAUAAUCUAAUUAACGAUUAUUCCCUAAAUGGUUUAUGUAGUGGUUACGACGCUAAUUUGAUCUGGCAACGGGCAAUCCGAGUUCAUUUACCGGCCAUCCCAAUAUUUUUUUCAAUCUAUUUCGAAUAGAAAAAAAUCUAGUGUACAUUCGAUGGACACUAGAUCAUUUGGGAGAUAAUGCGACAAAGGCGACCAUUUAUAAAGCUUAACGUGUAAUCGAGAAACAUUGCAUUCAACUUUAUACAUUUAGUUUAUAAAUAACUUUGAAAAACUCCUGAUAAAAGAAUAAAAAACCGCUAAACGCCGUAAAAAUGAGUGGCGCAUACAAUAUUCCAGCUACAAAAGAUCUGAUAUGAAUAUUACGUGUCGCGAAAAUGUAUUUUCAUUUUGAUGCAAAACAAAAUUCUAGUUUUAUUUUAAAAGAUUUUUUCAUAAUAUUUGUUAAAUUUGAAGUAAACAAGAGUUUCAAAAUUCAAACUGUAUCAAAGUUACUCUUUUGUGGCGCGUUUUACUUCAAAUUGGGCAAAUAUUAUGAAAAAAUAUUUUAAAAUAAAACUAGAAUUUUAUAAUAAAUCGGCACCCGAUUUGGGCGUCGAAACGUUAAUAAAAUUAUUUUUUUCAUUUUAAUUGUGGCUUAUUUCCCAUAUAAAUAAUUAAUUAACUAGAAUUUUGUUUUGCAUCAAAAUGAAAAUACAUUUUCGCGCCACGUAAUAUUCAUAUCAGAUCUUUUGUAUCUGGAAUAUUGUAUGCGCCACUCAUUUUUACGGCGUUUAGCGGUUUUUUAUUCUUGUUUUUUGUUUUACCCUUAGUUUACAUUUUAUUUAUAAUCUGUGAUUUUGAGAAUUUGUGAGGACCAACAAUGUUUUGUGUUUUCCACGUUGCUUCUGUUUAAUGUAGCUUUUUGCUUAUCUUUGAUUUAAUUAUACAAUAUAUACAAAGCA
This is a messenger RNA of Diabrotica virgifera virgifera (western corn rootworm), 19055 nucleotides long. RefSeq lists its product as uncharacterized. The transcript has 4 exons. The record is from RefSeq and is a predicted model, not a curated record. Gene Ontology annotation, molecular function: microtubule binding. Gene Ontology annotation, biological process: neuronal signal transduction; chemotaxis. Gene Ontology annotation, cellular component: rough endoplasmic reticulum membrane; nuclear membrane. NCBI's taxonomy places the organism in Eukaryota, Metazoa, Arthropoda, Insecta, Coleoptera, Chrysomelidae. Bases 576 to 3068 code for a protein of 830 amino acids.